Messenger RNA from Capsicum annuum, 1603 nucleotides. RefSeq names its product 3-ketoacyl-CoA synthase 5-like. The record is from RefSeq and is a predicted model, not a curated record. Gene Ontology annotation, biological process: fatty acid biosynthetic process. The transcript has a single exon. The annotation marks the transcript as partial. NCBI's taxonomy places the organism in Eukaryota, Viridiplantae, Streptophyta, Magnoliopsida, Solanales, Solanaceae. Gene Ontology annotation, molecular function: acyltransferase activity, transferring groups other than amino-acyl groups. Gene Ontology annotation, cellular component: membrane.
AAUCAACUGUUCAAGUCUUUUAAGUUUUACAACUACCAACCGUAUAAAUGAGCAACUAUAUGCUGUAUUAAUUUAUGUCCAAAAAUAAUAAAAUAAUGUGAGAAGAUGAGUAUUUAUAACUUCACUCAGGAAAGCCAUAACAUCAAGAAGUGUGUUUUGCGAAAAGUAGCAUUUUAAUAUCAUUAUCAUGGAGGAAAAGCCUGCAAUUUUUUAUUUCAACAAGCUUUUAUGGAAGCAAGUUUGUUCAACUUUCAUGGAGAUUCUCAAAGUCUUGGUUCUUUUGCUUUUCUUUUCCAUGGAAACGGUCAUUAUCUUGCAAAAUCUUGAGCCUAUGUUUCACAUUAUACCCUUUUCUGUUCUACUUAUAUACUUCAUUUCCUUGUCUUAUAUCUCUAAAACAUCUCCUGUCUAUGUUGUGGAUUUUACAUGUUUCAAACCACCAAACUACUUGAGAGUUCCUUUCUCAUCCUACAUAGAGCAUGCAAGAAUGCUUGAUUUCUUUGAUGAUAAGAGUGUCUCUUUCAUAUCCAAGAUUCUUCAACUUUCAGGUAUGGGGGACCAAACUUAUUUUCCUCCGGGUCUUUUUUAUAUUCCUCCAAGAUCUGGUCAAAAAGAAGCUAUCAUUGAAGUACACAUGGUCCUUUUCUCUGUCUUUGAAGACCUCUUGUCCAAAACACAGAUUUCUCCUGACGAUAUUGACAUACUUAUUGUUAACUGCAGUGGCUUUUGUCCCAAUCCUUGUCUUUCUUCCAUUAUUGUUAACAAGUAUGCAUUGAAAAAAGAGGUGAAAAGCUACACCAUAAGUGGAAUGGGUUGUAGCGCGAACUCACUAGCAAUGGACAUGGCUAGAAACAUAAUGAAGACUCAUAAGAACUCCAACGCGGUCAUCCUUAGCACUGAGAUCUUAUCCACGGGUUGGUAUCCCGGUAAAGAACGCCCUUUCAUGAUGUUGAACUGCAUUUUCCGCUUGGGGGGCGCCGCCAUCUUUCUGAGUAACAAGAAAGAUGCUAAAAAUGUUGCUAAGUAUAAGUUGCUUUGGACACUUAGGACGCAAGGAGCCUUUGAUGACAAGCGAUAUUACUCUGCUUAUCGUGACGAGGACUCUAGUGGAAUCACUGGAGUGAGGCUGAACGGGGACGUCUUGCAGGUGGCCGGAGAUACUCUCCGGUCCCACAUCCCCUUUGUCGGGGCGAGAUUCCUCCCCAUAACAGAGAAACUAAGGUUUGUUGCAUCAUCUAUAUUGAUGAUCAUGUACAAAACCACUAUACGUUCAACAACAGAGAUUUAUAUUCCCAACUUCAGAAGAGCAUUUCAACAUUUCUGUUUCCCUGCCACGGGGAAGUCGGUUGUGAGAGAGACUGCAAAGUGGUUGAAGCUUGGAGAUAGAGACAUGGAGCCAGCGUUGAUGACAUUACAUAGGUUUGGGAAUCAGUCUUCAGCUUCCUUGUGGUAUGAAUUAGCUUACUUAGAAGCAAAAGAAAGAGUGAAAAAAGGUGACAAAGUUUGGCAAUUGGGAAUGGGAACUGGGCCCAAGUGCAUUAGUGUGGUAAUGGAGUGUAUAACACCUAUUUUUGGUGAGGCCAUUAUUGGGCCAUGGGCUGAU